ACAUUUCAGGCUUCAUUUUUUUCUUUGUUCGUAGUUGUUCGCGGAGCAUUGUGGGAAAGCAGUUUCAAAACAAAAAGCUGUACGAAGAGCAUUGCAUAUGUGUAUAGAAAUCCGGAAACAUUUCCAAAAAGACGCCUAGGGGCUGUGGAUUUCCUGGACGAUCACGGACCGUCGCAUCCUCUGUGGACAUUUAGUUUGAUAACCUUUGUUUGUAGAUUACGGCUUUCUAUUUAAAGUUGUUAUGUUUCGUUGAACCUUCUGUCCCGCACAUAGAAAUAAGUAAAGAAUACAAGUGCUGAAGCUUUGUUCGAAUCAUUUGUUUUAUAUAUAUUUUACAUUUAUCUGUAUGCAACAUGCUAUCUGAGUGAAAGACAACCUGCACCCCGUGCUUUUCUUAUCAGCAGCUUCUCAGUAGGGUGGCAGGAAUGGCUUCCGCCGGAGCGGAGAAGUGCUCCAAAAAGAAAACGGAGAAGAAGUUUGCGGCGAAAGAGGAGGCGAAGCUGCUUGCGAGCUUCAUGGGCGUCAUGAACAACUUGCGGAAGCAGAAGACGCUCUGCGAUGUCAUCUUAGUAGUAUCUGAGAGAAUGAUCCCUGCUCACAGAAUUGUCCUUGCAGCAGCCAGCCAGUUUUUUAAUUUAAUGUUCACAUCAAAUAUGCUGGAGUCAAAAGCAUAUGAGGUGGAAUUAAAAGAUGCAGAACCUGAUAUCAUCGAGUUACUAGUGGAGUUUGCAUACACUGCAAGGAUUUCUGUGAAUAGCAACAAUGUUCAGUCAUUACUAGAUGCUGCAAACCAGUAUCAGAUUGAACCUGUAAAAAAGAUGUGUGUUGACUUCCUUAAGGAGCAAGUGGAUGCAUCUAAUUGUCUUGGUAUCAGUGUCCUGGCAGAGUGUCUUGAUUGUCCAGAGCUGAAAGCCACUGCUGAUGAUUUUAUAUACCAACAUUUCACGGAGGUCUAUAAAACUGAUGAAUUCCUUCAGCUGGAUGUGAAGAGAGUCACACAGCUGUUAAAUCAGGAUACCUUGACUGUGCGAGCAGAGGAUCAGGUAUAUGAUGCAGCAGUUAGGUGGCUUAAAUAUGAUGAGCCAAACCGGCAACAAUACAUGGUGGACAUCCUGGCCAAAGUCCGCUUUCCUCUUGUGUCAAAGAACUUCCUGAGCAAAACAGUGCAAGCUGAACCUUUGAUUCAGGACAACCCAGAGUGCCUCAAGAUGGUUAUCAGUGGGAUGCGGUAUCAUCUUCUUUCUCCUGAGGACCGUGAGGAGCUUGGAGAGAGCAGCAGACCGAGGCGUAAAAAGCAUGACUACCGUAUUGCGCUGUUUGGGGGGUCCCAGCCACAGUCUUGCCGCUACUUUAACCCAAAGGAUUAUAGCUGGACAGAUAUACGCUGCCCAUUUGAAAAACGCAGAGAUGCAGCCUCUGUCUUUUGGGACAAUGUUGUUUACAUUCUGGGUGGAUCACAACUUUUCCCUAUCAAACGCAUGGAUUGUUACAAUGUGGUUAAGGACAGUUGGUAUUCUAAACUUGGUCCACCUACACCUAGAGACAGCCUGGCAGCCUGUGCAGCAGAAGGCAAAAUCUAUACUUCUGGAGGUUCAGAAGUUGGGAAUUCUGCACUUUACCUUUUUGAAUGCUAUGACACAAGGACUGAAAGCUGGCAUGCUAAACCCAGCAUGCUAAUUCCACGCUGCAGUCAUGGUAUGGUAGAAGCAAAUGGCUUGAUCUAUGUGUGUGGAGGAAGUCUGGGCAAUAAUGUGUCAGGAAGAGUCCUUAACUCUUGUGAGGUCUAUGACCCUGCAACAGAAAUAUGGACUGAACUAUGCCCCAUGAUUGAAGCAAGAAAGAAUCAUGGGUUAGUCUUUGUAAAUGACAGAAUCUAUGCAGUUGGUGGACAGAAUGGAAUGGGGGGUCUGGACUCUGUAGAAUACUAUGAUAUUAAAGUCAAUGAAUGGAAAAUGGUGUCUCCCAUGCCAUGGAAAGGGGUAACUGUUAAAUGUGCUGCUGUUGGAUCAGUUAUUUAUGUUUUGGCAGGAUUUCAGGGCGUGGGUCGCCUGGGACAUAUUUUGGAGUACUAUACUGAGACUGAUAAAUGGGUGGCAAACAACAAGGUGCGGGCAUUUCCAGUUACAAGCUGUCUUAUAUGUGUAGUGGAUACCUGUGGAGCAAAUGAAGAAACACAUGAAACAUAACAUUAACAGUGAUCAUCCACAAAGCUCUGCAACAAUCAUUGCUGCGCCUUUUAAAUAUAAACUAUUAUUCAUUGCACAUGAAUUAUUAAAUAUACACAAUGGCACCAAUUCAUACAGAAAUGUAUUAUAGAAGAAACAAUUUCAGUGUUUUACUGCCAAAGAUGAAACAAGUCCCAUGAUAAUUGUUUUUCAUGCAAAUGAAUACUGAAAUAUAAAAAUACUGUGGGAGGAUAAGCUUCAUAAAAGAUUUUGUUCAGUCACCAGGUCCACCUGGUUUCGUGGAUAAUUUGUAUUAAAUCAUGAGUUGGCAGGUUGAUUCACAUUUUGAAUAGGUUAUUUCUUGUUUGCCCUGUAUUUAUACAGUCAUUAGUUUCUUGGCUGUGCCUCUAUUUCACACUAAGAAGGUAUAUUUCUUUUUAGAGUCAUUUUAAAAAUGAGAGAAAAAUAAUACUGUAUCACGUACCAUAAGUAAAGUAUUUAAUUUUGCCUCAUUCAUGUAACUUUAGGACAAUGUCCUUUUAUUUAUGCCAUACUUGUAAUUUUUUAUUUAAUAUGCGUAAUGUGCAGCAUGUUAAUUCUUCAUUUUGCCAAAUAUUUAUAGUAUUGUCUCUGCUGAUUGAAUAAUAAUGCUUAUUAAACAGAGCAGUUUGUUUAAACAAUUAUGUGCUGGGAAAACCACAUUUGCUUUGGCCCUACAUCUGUGUUUUAACUCCUGGCAUUCUUAUACCAAAAGCUCAAAAUGGAUUCCCAGUCUGUUUUUAGCAUUUUUCAAACUCCUGAUAUUACUUCUGAUAAUGUUGUAAGCAUGAAGUAGAAUGAAGGCUGCAUAAGUGUAAAUUGAGAUUUACAAAGUAUUAUUUAAUGGAAGCAGGCAUUAUAAGGAACAUGGAGAGUACUGUAAACAGGUAUGGUAAGACCAGAAGUCAAUUUUUUACAUUAAUAAACAAAUUGCUUGAUGCAUUUUGUAAUACCAAUGCUUCUUAAAAAUAUUGUAAGCAGAAUUUUCUUAGUUUGGUGUUACAUAGAAAUAAUUUUCAUGCUGCACUAUGUGUAAAAUUGUGUAUUUAUUUACAAGCAUAAACUUUUUGUUGUACAUAUUUUAUAGUCCAUAGUAGUGUCUAGCAGUUUAGUUUGAUGCUCAGAAUUCAAAGAAUUGUACUAUUAUAAUAAUGAUUUUUUUCACAAUUACUUUUAAUUAACUCAUUCUAUCACAUGAUGGGCAUAAAGUCCUCCUUUAUAAAAAUGUUGUAUAGACAAAAACAAAAUCAUAGUUAUUUAAUGCUACUUCUGAGAACUGUAGAUUUACCAUACUGGUAGCAGUUUUAUUCAGUCUGUAGUUGUUUAUAUUUGAUCUAGAUUAUUGUGAAUUUAUUAGUUCAGUGAUUGUUGCUUUCUGCACCUCUCAGUUAUUUAAUGCCUUAGUGCUGUUUGUGUUAUUUUAGAAUUAAUACAUAUUUAUCUGCUUGUGCAUUAGAAACUAGUAAGCUUCCGAGACACCCCUCAUAUCUGUUAUUACAGUGUGUUUAGAAAACCUGAUAUGAAAAUCCUUAAUAUUGACAUUACAUUCUUAGUAAGUAUAUUAAUCCUGCAAUUUGUUCUAUAUCAGAAAAGCCCUAAAUGUUAGUUUCUGUAGGCAUGUGCCUUGUAUUUGUUUAAAGAGACUGUGUGUUUCAGUAAAGUCUUACCUGAUGUUGUGUUUUGUUAAAUAAUGCUUGUGUCAUAGCAAUGCCAGGAAGUAACUUUCGCUUACAAGCUAUUACUGCUAUUCGCUGAUUAGGUAAUAACAUUCUUUUCUCCAGUUGGAAACUCAGUGUUGUGUUUUAAUGGUUUAGAUUAGAAGACUUCAACCGUUUUGCAGAAGAAAAAUAAAUCAUUCUUUAACCACCUGAUCUGGACUGGGGAAAAAAACAACUUGUUUUGACUGAAUGGCCCAAAAGGGUGGCAGAAUUGAUGUAUACGUUUUAUACUGUGUGAUUCAUUACUGGUUAGCCAUGAAAUACUUGUUUACAAUGUUUGUAUUUUUACUGGUUAAACCUGGCUUUUAUUUGUGCAAUGUGUCUGAAUUCUACUAGUGCUUCAUUUAUUUAAGCAAAUGAAAUUGUGUUAACAGCGUGUGCAGUGAACUAUGAUUUGUGAUGUGUGAUUUUCAUUUUGUCUUUUUUAUUGCAUUUUGUAUUACUUGUGCUGAAUUUUUGUCAUCUGUUUUAUAUUUACCAUUUAAUAUGUAAUUAUAAUGUUAAUUUAUUCAAGAACACAGUAUGGAUGUGUUAUCUUUCUCACCCCCACACUGGUUAUAUUUUGUAGUGUUAUUCAAAAUGUUUGCUUUGUGUUGUGCUCUCAUUCAUGGACUAAAUUGAAUCUGGGUCAAUAAACAAUGAAUCUUUGUAA
This is a messenger RNA of Polypterus senegalus (gray bichir), 4574 nucleotides long. RefSeq names its product kelch-like family member 7 (gene klhl7). Lineage: Eukaryota; Metazoa; Chordata; Cladistia; Polypteriformes; Polypteridae. The coding region runs from base 426 to 2186 and encodes 586 amino acids. The transcript has 11 exons. Gene Ontology annotation, biological process: protein ubiquitination. Gene Ontology annotation, molecular function: protein binding. Gene Ontology annotation, cellular component: Cul3-RING ubiquitin ligase complex. The record is from RefSeq and is a predicted model, not a curated record.